Brassica rapa (field mustard) is the source of this 636-nucleotide messenger RNA. RefSeq lists its product as uncharacterized. The record is from RefSeq and is a predicted model, not a curated record. Gene Ontology annotation, molecular function: nucleic acid binding; RNA-DNA hybrid ribonuclease activity. NCBI's taxonomy places the organism in Eukaryota, Viridiplantae, Streptophyta, Magnoliopsida, Brassicales, Brassicaceae.
AUGGUAACCGGAUCAAACUUGGAUUUACAGCACGAGGAACAUGCAAAACUUGGAUCCAACAUUUGGUUUGAACUUAACUACCCUGACGCUAGAGCAACCACCCCCAGUAACUCGCUAGGAACUAUCACACCUUCUUGGAAGGCACCAGCUGAUGACAUUGUCAAGUGUAACAUAGCUGCCUCAUGGUCUGAUACGUCCCGUAUGAGUGGAGCUUCUUGGAUUGUAAGGAAUAGCCGAGGAAAGGUCCUAAUGCAUGGCAGGAGAUCCUUUUCAUCUGUGCAGUCUACAGAACUUGCGGAACUCCUAGCUAUCUUUUGGGCCAUCGAGAGCAUGAAUUCCAUGCGUAAGGAUAAGAUCAUCUUUGAAUCUUCAUGUGAGCGCGCAAGGGCUUGCUUCCUAUCUCCAAGCUCAUGCAGUGAAACCAGGGAAAUUGUUGGAAACAUCUGUGAUUUGGUACAACGGUUUCAACACUGGUCUUUGGACCAUGUCCUAGAGACAAGAAAUGUGUUAGCACAGAGAAUUGCCACUAGCGUAACCGUUGACCAUAGAUAUCAAUCCUACAUUGCUUUAGGAGGACCUAACUGGUUGAAGGAACUCAUUGCGUAUGAAGCAAGGAACGAUGCUCCGCUUUCGUAA